Molecule: messenger RNA, 2314 nt
Organism: Corylus avellana
Lineage: Eukaryota; Viridiplantae; Streptophyta; Magnoliopsida; Fagales; Betulaceae
Product: sulfate transporter 3.1
Biological process (GO): sulfate transmembrane transport
Cellular component (GO): membrane
Molecular function (GO): secondary active sulfate transmembrane transporter activity
Source: RefSeq, a predicted model, not a curated record
UCUCUCUCUCUCUCUGCAUUUGCAGACUUUCUUCAAAUGGGUAACAUGGAGUAUGAAUGCCCGCACCGCGUAGCCAUUCCUCCAUCAAAACCGCUGGCAAAGUCCUUAGAGACGUCUCUGAAAGAGACUUUCUUUCCCGACGACCCUUUCCGGCAGUUCAAGAACCAGCCUCUGUCGAGGAAGUUUGUGCUAGCCCUGCAAUACUUCGUGCCAAUCCUCGAAUGGGCGCCUCGCUACACUUUUGACUUCUUCAAAUCCGACGUUAUUGCCGGAAUCACUAUUGCCAGUCUCGCAGUCCCUCAAGGGAUCAGUUACGCAAAUCUCGCCAACUUGCCCCCCAUUAUCGGAUUAUAUUCCAGCUUUGUGCCACCGUUGGUGUAUGCCAUGCUGGGGAGCUCAAAAGAUUUGGCAGUGGGCACUGUGGCUGUUGCGUCGCUUCUCAUAUCUUCUAUGCUUGGGAAGGAAGUUAACCCUAAUCAGAACCCUACACUUUAUCUUCAGUUGGCUCUCACGUCCACCUUCUUCGCCGGAGUCUUUCAAGCUUCUCUCGGUUUGUUAAGACUUGGAUUUGUCGUGGACUUUCUUUCACAUGCGACGAUAGUGGGUUUCAUGGGUGGAGCAGCCACCGUUGUCUGUCUUCAGCAGCUUAAGGGGAUCCUUGGGCUUGUUCAUUUCACUCACGAGACUGAUCUUGUGUCGGUCAUGCGCUCUAUAUUUACCCAAAUGCACCAGUGGAGAUGGGAAAGUGGAGUAUUAGGGUGUUGUUUCCUUUUCUUCCUCCUCAUCACAAGAUACUUUAGCAAGAAAAAGACGGCCUUCUUUUGGAUAAAUGCGAUGGCGCCACUGACUUCUGUUAUUUUGGGAAGCCUCCUCGUUUUUCUGACCCACGCUGAAAAACAUGGCGUUCAAGUGAUUGGGCACCUGAAGAAAGGCUUAAAUCCACUUUCCGUAUCUGAGUUGGCUUUUGGGUCACCGUUUCUGAUGGCAGCCAUUAAAACGGGGAUCAUAACUGGUGUCAUAGGCCUCGCUGAAGGAGUAGCAGUGGGGAGAAGUUUCGCCAUUUUUAAAAACUAUCACAUUGAUGGCAACAAAGAGAUGAUCGCUUUUGGGAUGAUGAAUAUUGCUGGCUCUUGCACUUCAUGCUACUUGACAGCAGGACCAUUUUCGCGAACUGCGGUGAAUUUCAAUGCGGGGUGCAAGUCAGCAGUGUCGAACAUAGUGAUGGCAACGGCGGUGAUGAUCACAUUGUUAUUCCUCACACCGUUGUUCCACUACACACCCCUUGUGGUGCUCUCCGCCAUAAUCAUCGCUGCCAUGCUCGGCCUUAUUGACUAUGAAGCUGCCAUCCACCUCUGGAAGGUCGACAAGUUUGAUUGCAUGGUUUGCAUGGCUGCUUACGUUGGUGUCGUCUUCGGCAGUGUUGAGAUUGGCUUAAUCAUCGCGGUUACAUUAUCUUUGCUAAGGGUUCUACUAUUUGUGGCAAGGCCACGGACAUUUCUCUUAGGCAAUAUUCCCAACUCCAUGGUUUACCGAAGCAUUGAUCAAUACCCAAUUGCUAACAAUGUUCCUGGGGUUCUCAUUCUCCAAAUUGACGCCCCCAUCUACUUUGCCAAUGCAAAUUACUUGAGGGAAAGAGUCUCAAGAUGGAUCUACGAGGAGGAAGACAAAUUAAAAUCUACAGGAGAAGCCAGCUUACAUUAUGUUAUAAUAGAUAUGAGUGCUGUUGGAAGCAUUGAUACCAGUGGGAUCAGCAUGCUUGAAGAGGUUAAGAAGAAUGCCGAUCGAAAGGGUCUCAAGCUCGUGCUGGCCAACCCAAGAAGUGAGGUGAUAAAGAAGCUAGACAACUCCAAAUUCAUCGAAAAGAUUGGUCAAGAAUGGAUUUAUCUGACGGUGGGAGAGGCUGUGACAGCAUGCAACUUCAUGCUACACACACAUAAGCAGAAUCCGGCUGCUAUUGAAUUACAGCCACAGGAUAACAAUAUUGUCUAAGCUGCUAUAAUCAUAUCAACCGAGCAAUUAAUCAAAAUGUUGAUAGUUAAUUAAUUAGUAGAUUAUCCGCCAAUGAAGAAGCAAAAUUUACCUAAUUUGGUUGAGCUAGGCAGAGUGGGAUUAAUUAAGAGAGGGUAAGUAUAUUUUUGGGGUGCUUAAUUAUAAAUUUUGAUGUAUUAUUAAUGUACAUGAAACUGAAAUAUGAAUAUUGUAAUCCUCAUAGAAUUGCUGUGGCAAUUAGCAAUUAUAUAGUGGUUUGAUGGUGAUGGGGGAGGGGAUGGAGCCUUCUCUAUGUAAUGUCUCCAUCCAUCUAUAAUGAAGUUUU